This is a messenger RNA of Bicyclus anynana (squinting bush brown), 2601 nucleotides long. RefSeq lists its product as uncharacterized. Gene Ontology annotation, biological process: cilium assembly. The record is from RefSeq and is a predicted model, not a curated record. Bases 311 to 2575 code for a protein of 754 amino acids. Lineage: Eukaryota; Metazoa; Arthropoda; Insecta; Lepidoptera; Nymphalidae. The transcript has 16 exons. Gene Ontology annotation, cellular component: ciliary transition zone; MKS complex.
UCCGAGUUGGACGGUCAGCCUGGUUCUAAAUAUUUAUGAAUUUUAUAAAUGCAUGAAUUUAAAUUGUGAUCAACUAUCCGUUUAAAUUUAAUAUACUCGAGAAACUUAAGCAAACUUAUCCUAAUAUCGACAAAUCAUCCCGACGUGGAAUGGUGGUAAGGAAGGUUGUAUUUCCACGUUUAAUCGAUCGACAAGUUAUUUUGAUGAUUAUGUUUUGAUGAGCUAUUUGAAAAAGUAGUUACUUUAUGCUUCCGUAUUGAAAUUAUGAAGAACUUGUGAAGUUGAGAACUUGGGAAACAGUUUUUGAACUAUGUUGUUGAUUUUGUUCCUGCUCAACGGCGCGAAUAGUUAUAGAUUGCCCGGCAGCUGUGCGCUCGGCUACUUCUAUGAGCCAAGUUUGAUGGAUUGCCUGGCUUGCCCGGGUAAUACUUCGUUAGUUACAGCAGCUGAUGGGUUUGGCUGUUCUUGCGAGGAGCACAGUAUACCGGUUGAUGUAAUCAGAUGCAGGCCAUGUAAUAUCACAGAAGUAGUUGCCUCUGAUGGAAGGUCGUGUGUGCCAAGGCGUUGCCAAAGCUCUGCUGGCAGGAUCUCCUGCAGAAAAUGUCCUCGGGAUUAUAUAUCAGUUACACAAAAUUUCGACGGUUCCCCAAUGAAAGAAGUUCAGUGCAUAAAAUGCUCACGAGGUUUCAAAGCAGUCGACAACAGAUGUGUGAGAUGCGAGGCUUGUUCGUGUGCCAAACACGAGGUUAUGGUCAAAGACAAGUGCAUACCCAAGAAGUAUGUAAUGGACCGGCCAAAAUACACUGAGAACCGUUUGCAUCCAGAUGAACUGUUGGAGAUUGUGAAGCUGGAAUAUCUGUGUACUCAACAAGACAUCAGAGCGUGUCGAUCUCUAGCGAGUUGGUGUGUUAGAAACUUUUACACGCCAGAACUUACAGGGCCCUGCAGACUUUGGCUACAACCUAAACUGAUUCAUUUUAAAGGUAACAAAAGCAUGUUUUUGAUACUCGUACAAGUAGUACUUAUGUAUUUGCAUACGUUACGAGUAAACGACGCGUGGUCUACGGGUGGAUUUAGAAAGUUCUUUCUUCUAAACAGAUUUCUUUCUACAACGACAAAUACGACCAGUGUGGUUUACCUGCGGACUUUAGAUAUACGUGUAAUUGUAAAAAGAGAUACGUCAAAAGUAGGUUACCUUCGUCUGGGGUUGGCUAUAGAGGCACAGUACGACACACCAGAUUCUAGUAUUUUAACUACAACCCUGAGAGUUGGACACGAUAUGCCAGAAGCAGGGGUGACUCAGGGACUGCAAAUAUGGGGAGGAGUUGUAGGAGUUCUCAUGGUGUUAUACGGUUUGGUACAAUGGCGCGGAGUUGUAAGAAGAGGGGGUUCUUACCUUUCUCUCGUUCCUCUGAUAACUAGCUCUGUGUCUGAUGCUUUACAUUUUGCGCCGUUAUUAGCGACGCUACACGCAUUGACAGCUGAAGCCGGCACCCUCGGACUGACCUUGCCCUUAUCACAAGCAGAAGAAGAAGUGAUUGCAGCACUGGUCUACACUUGCGUAUCAUUGAAGAACACGGGAAAAAUUGUAGUAAAUAUCGUUUAUUUUAUAGAAACAUCACUUAACGAGAAAUCAAAUGUAUGGAAAACAGACCUGUUAUUGAGAGAAUGGAUGUCUUUGCAGACGAAACGUAGAGUUUUACCUGGCUAUACCGUUACCUGCACUUUAUUAGUUUUACACUUUCUAUCACCCUGGCAGUCUUCAAUACCAAAAAGUGCAGGCUAUAAAUGGGUUGUAGCCAUGGUCACUUGGUGGUGUUCCUACACAGCUCUCCUUUGCACGCGGAUAUUGGUUGACAGAUUGGUAGAACCAUGUUCAACCAGGCUGGUCAAAGUGUGCACAGACCUUGAAAUGUCGGUGCUGGUCUUCCAAGAGGAGUGUUAUGCACAUUAUAUUAACGGAAGAAACGAGAAUUCGAUGGAUUUAAGGUCAAUGACUCAUCCCUUAUCUUCAUGUCGUGUCGUAUGUGCACCUCAAGUAAGGUGCGUAAAUAUGAAACAGUUUACAAAAAGCUCACAACAGCAGAAGCCUCAGAGCAAACUAAAUAAAAUAUUGAUUCUUCGUGAAGAACGUCCGCAAACUAAUUCAACAACCCUAAACUUUGAAUUUAUUUCAGAUGAUAUAACAGAAGGGCAUUCAAAUCGAGAGAUAUUGACCCAAUUUUUGGCUGCAUUUUUUGAGAGAGCACUAGAUGGCUUAAACUGGGUUGCCAGUGAAAGAACAAUAUUGGAGAAGUUAUUGGAUGUGGAGUUCGUUGCCAGAGAAGGUGGCAACACUAGCAUUCUUCUUUAUGACGCUGACGUCACAACUCCUUCGUGCUUGGCUGUGACGUGGUGGGGUGAAGAGUGGAUGCUAGCACCAUUUGACGCUAUGAUAUUCGGUUGUGUUCUAAUGGCUUCAGAACAAACACUUUUAGCCGGUCUAGUUACAUUGAUAGUUUGGAAGGUAAUGGAUUUUACACGAAUGCUGUGUGGAAAUUGGAAUGUAAAGAGAAAAAUUAAUUUAACCAGUUGAAAUAACAAUCGACGUACCAUAAUGUA